Molecule: messenger RNA, 595 nt
Organism: Caenorhabditis auriculariae
Lineage: Eukaryota; Metazoa; Nematoda; Chromadorea; Rhabditida; Rhabditidae
Source: the annotation of a GenBank genome assembly
AUGUUCGGCAAAUUGUGAGUUUCAAAUUUUUAUAAGACACUGAGUGAGCUUCUCCUAUUCCAGUACCUUUUUAGAGUUCUUUUUAUUAUUUUUUUUUUAUGCGAGCAUAAUUAAUUUUCUCGCCUUACAUAGUAGCUGUGGGCUGUGAUGCGUGUUUAGAUAUUUCCUGUAAAUAAAACCGAUAAUGAACUACAAAUACAUGUUUAGCAUUUCCAUUAAGUGAACGAACUAUUCCUUAGAAAAUUUUAGUUCUAUGGGUUUUUUUUUGAAUCGGCACCAAAACGCAACGCGAGCGCUUUGCAAGCCAGAUGGCGUUUCAAAAAAUAGAUUUCACUUGUCUUUUUUUCAGCUUCAUCCUCGCCUUCUGCGCGAUCCUGGCCGUCAGCCAAGCCUUCUACGUCGUCCCAAGCUACUAUCCUUCGGUCUACGCCUAUUCUCCAUACUCUUACAUUCCCACCGUCUAUGCUUGGGGCUCCAACAAGGUAAAAUUUCUAAUUUCUAAAUUCUAAUCAUGAACAAUUUACAGGGCCAAGGGAUCUCCGAGAAUGUUUCAAGAGGAGGCGCCUCAUUGUUGAACAACAUCAACAAGGCCUAA